AUGGCAUUUCCGUUUCCCCCUGGUUUCCCUGGUGGAUACGGCGGCGGGUUUGGUGGACCGAUGCGGAUGAUGGGAGGACGAGGCUUCGGACAAGCGAAUUUCUCACAGAGAUAUCAUGCUAUCCCGGUAGCAGCAGCUGACAAGUCUGACACUUCCAAGCUCGAAGCAGGAGGCAAGAUUAUGCUGCCUCCGUCAGCUCUACAGCAGCUGUCAUUGUUGGAAAUAGCAUACCCCAUGCUCUUCGAGAUUACUAACAGAGCCAAUGGUCGCAAGCUGCACUGUGGCGUUCUAGAAUUCAUCGCCAACGAAGGCAGUGUGCUGAUGCCGCAUUGGAUGAUGCAAAAUCUUGGUGUGGACCAUGGCGACCUGGUCACCGUUGAGAGCGCCACACUUCCGAAGGGUCAGUAUGUCAAGUUGCGGCCACAGAGCAAAACGUUCUUGGACAUAGCGAAUCCCAAGGCUGUCCUUGAGAAUACUCUACGAAGUUUCUCAGCACUGACGAAAGGCUCGACCAUCCGAAUUCAUUACAACAACAAGCAAUAUGACAUAGAUGUUGUGGAUAUCAAACCACGAGACACAGGGGCGAUUUCCAUUGUCGAUGCUGACGUCAACGUGGAUUUUGAUGCUCCGGCUGAUUAUGUCGAGCCAGUCCGAGUGCCAGAGCCCCUAAGAUGCAUGUAUCCUUAG
Molecule: messenger RNA, 687 nt
Organism: Guillardia theta CCMP2712
Lineage: Eukaryota; Cryptophyceae; Pyrenomonadales; Geminigeraceae
Gene: UFD1
Product: UFD1-like protein, CDC48 co-factor
Exons: 2
Coding region: 1-687 (228 amino acids)
Cellular component (GO): VCP-NPL4-UFD1 AAA ATPase complex
Molecular function (GO): polyubiquitin modification-dependent protein binding
Source: RefSeq, a predicted model, not a curated record